Molecule: messenger RNA, 760 nt
Organism: Hyphopichia burtonii NRRL Y-1933
Lineage: Eukaryota; Fungi; Ascomycota; Pichiomycetes; Serinales; Debaryomycetaceae
Gene: YAE1
Product: Yae1p
Exons: 1
Coding region: 250-711 (153 amino acids)
Source: RefSeq, a predicted model, not a curated record
UGAUCCUUCGUAUUUGCUGUUGUUGUCAAACGAAGUUUUUUCUAAAUUUUUUUCUAUGAGAAGAAAAAUGUCGCGCGCUAACUUCCACUCCUUAUCCACAAAUUUGCGGGAGCGCGCGACAUAUUUGUUAGGCCGUGGUUGCUCGCGACAUUUUUAUAACGACUUGAAGAGCAGAGCUGUCGGGGAAGAAGGACCGAAAAGGAUAGUUUUGGAGGCCUAACGUGGACGGAAGGACGAGAGAAAGCUAGAAUGGCCUGCGGAGAACCGAAUGGGUCUUGUGGAUGCAAGCAAAACGAGCCACUGGUAGGGCUAAACGAUACAGCACGAGAAACAGACGAUGAUGUUUGGGCCGAUGACGAUGAAGCGGAAUACUCGAUGAAAGAUCAGUCGACAGCAGACUUGAAGAGAAUCCACACCAAACAGGGGUACCUUGACGGGCUCACGCAAGCGCAGGAGUCUGGAUUGCAGCAAGGGUUUGACGAAGCGUUUCCCAAGGGGGCCCAAUUGGGAAUUGAAGUUGGCAGAUUACUCUCGAGAAUAUGGUGCUAUAAGGACAUCAGAACAGACUUAUUUGAACAAGCCAAGCAAGAGUUAGCUAUUACCAAGAUAUUGGACCGGAAAUACUUUGAUAAUGACUUGGAAUCAAAGGGAGAACACGAGAUUAUAGCAAGAUGGAAGAAUAUUUUAAAUGAAUUACAAAAUAGUACAUAAGAAUAUAUUAAUGCUAAAAUGCUAAGAAUUAAAACUAUCUACUUAAAGG